Molecule: messenger RNA, 675 nt
Organism: Amorphotheca resinae ATCC 22711
Lineage: Eukaryota; Fungi; Ascomycota; Leotiomycetes; Helotiales; Amorphothecaceae
Exons: 1
Coding region: 1-675 (224 amino acids)
Source: RefSeq, a predicted model, not a curated record
AUGGAGAAUAGAGACAUAUCCCGAGACGAGGCGACGACCGGAUUCCUGAGCACGGAGACGAAAGCCUCCCAGAUCGAUGCGAAAGCCCCUCUACAUCAACGAUGGCCCUCUCCGCGAGUCUUCUAUUCUACCCUCGCUAUCCUGAGCAUCGGAAUCCUAUUGCUGAGCGCCAAAAUUCUCUCCAUGAGAUACCACAAUCUGGAGAAUGCAAAUCUCUCGUCUCCGGCCCUCUUGGACAUGAGCCCUUCCGAAGCCAGCCCCUGCGGUAAUGACGCGAACACCGCUCGCAGCCUGGGCUGCAACUUCGACCCGCUCACCUUCGCCUGGCUGCCGCCGCAGUGCUACAAUUAUAACCUCACGGCCGAGUUCCUCCAGCUCCAAGACUGGCAGUGGUGGCGGCAGCGCGAGGAUGGGUCGCGGCGCCAGCUAUCGCUGAUCAACGUCAUGCAGGGCUCUGACGAGACCUUGUACGUGACUUGGGAUUAUCACCGCCAGCAUUGCGCCUACCUGUGGCUGAAGAUGCAUCAGGCGAUAAUGGAGGGAGCGCCUAUUGACGGCGUUGCCAUGUUGGAUAUCAUCACAGGUGUCUGCGAUAGGGUACUGCGGUCGAAGAGGGACCUAAAUGACACGAGCGUUCCGGGGUAUAUUCGGUAUCCCUCGUGUAAGGUGUAUUAG